This is a messenger RNA of Mytilus trossulus (common blue mussel), 6334 nucleotides long. Its product is annotated as transcription factor ces-2-like. The coding region runs from base 302 to 1138 and encodes 278 amino acids. Lineage: Eukaryota; Metazoa; Mollusca; Bivalvia; Mytilida; Mytilidae. The record is from RefSeq and is a predicted model, not a curated record. Gene Ontology annotation, cellular component: nucleus. The transcript is spliced from 4 exons. Gene Ontology annotation, molecular function: DNA-binding transcription factor activity, RNA polymerase II-specific; RNA polymerase II cis-regulatory region sequence-specific DNA binding. Gene Ontology annotation, biological process: regulation of transcription by RNA polymerase II.
AUUGAUUUUAGGACGGGUUUAAACUAAAGUUGUUUUCGCCUUUGCAAGUGAAUGAGGUGAUCGCUUUAGCAACAUAUUUUAUUGAAUCACAAAAAUGACAACCUAGACUGUAUCAACACAAAGUUCACAUGCACUUUUGAUAUAUUUUUUGUCUCAAAUAUCAUCGCCAAAAGUCACAAUAGGAAAUCGAUAGCCCCAUAGAAAAAAGUGGACUCGUCUGAUUAUGAAGGAUGGACAAGGCCGAAGUUUGUAAUGACGUAACUGUUCAAUGUUUAUAGAAAAAAUAUUGAAAUUUUAAACCAUGGCGGAAAGUGAUUUUUGUGAAUUUCCUCCUGGAAUGGAUCCGCAUAUAAUGGCACAAUUGCAGCAUUUUUCACAGAGAACAGGCGCAGAAAACUUUGGAAAUGAUGGGAAAACUGCUGGAUAUUACAUGGACAGCUACAAUACCGCUGAUAUUGGUAAUUUACCUCACAACAUGGCUGGUCAUUCACAAGACAACAGUGUUUCCAUGGGAACUACAGCAAGCACAGCAACUGCUGGGCUGUAUGAACCACAUCCUGUUAAUUACGCAAUGAAACAAGAAAAAAAUUUACCUCCAACUCCACCAGGCAGUCCAGACCGACCAAAACAAAUGAGAAAUCCUGCUGUUACAGUACACCAUAGAAGUAACAUGGAUACCAUUGAACCCUCCUUACACCAUGACAUGUCAUUACAAAACUACCUUGCCAAACCAGUUGCCAUGAGACGAUUGUCUGAAAAAAGUAUUUCCCAUGCUCGUUCAUCAUUAAUUAGUCCAGAUGCAGUAUUAGAAUCUAUGUAUAACCCAGCAGCAGCCAGUGCCUCUCCAACCUUAGCUAGAGCUUUAGCUGCAGUUCAGCAAACACAGAAAAGGCCAAGAAGUGAAAAGAAAGCUAUACCUAAUGAGCAGAAAGACGGCAAGUAUUUCGAAAGAAGAAAAAGAAACAAUAAUGCUGCCAAAAAAUCCAGAGAUGCCAGGAAAUCAAGAGAAGAUGAAAUUGCAAUAAGAGCAAGCUUUUUGGAAAAGGAGAAUGCCAUUUUAAGAGCUCAAGUGGGAACAUUACGAGAAGAGGCAUCAUCACUAAAACAUCUGUUACUACAGAAACGUGGAAGAACAUGACAUACGUAUUAAAACAUUCUACCUAAGAAGAAUGUGUUCUGAUAUUCCGGUGUUCUUAUAUAUUAUUGUAUUUUGAUUAAUGUCCAUAUAUUAGAAGUUUUUUAUUAUUAUUUUUUGGUAUUUUAGCUUCCAGACUAAGUAUUACAAAUUUUUAAUUCCAAAAAAAAAAUGUAUUUGAAUAAACAAUAGUUGUGUAACCUGAAAUAUUUUCAGAUAGUGUGUAUAAACCAAUGUUAUUAAAUAUUUAUGAAUCAAAUUAAUAUUCAAGGGAAAACAGUAAGGUAUUUUUAUUCUUUGUUUACAAAAUUAAUAACUGUCUUUGAACUAUGAGUUAUGUAAUGAGUUGAAAACUUAACAUAUGUUUUAAGAAAAAACAUUUUUUGUCGGUUUUUAAAUCUUCUUUUGUCAAAUGCAACAAUUGCAAAGAAUUGGCAACUGACUGAUGAAAUGGUAAUCUAUUUAAAGAACUCCCCUCCAAAACUUAAUGUUCAGUUAAACAUUGAAACAACCAAUUUACAAAAGAUUUUUCUUGACAAGGGAAACACAUUUUUUUACAUGAGGUUAAAAAACGGAAGAUAUACCAUACAGUAUAGGACUUUUAAUUAAAUUUUAUUACAGUUUCCUCUUUGAAAUCAGAGAAUACUGUUUUGUUUGACAUUAAAAGUAACUUCAACCAAUAAGUAUAAUGUUGAAAUCUAGUAUAACAUCCUUGCUACAAAUUUCUGUUUACAAACAUAAAAGUAAUUUGUACAUUUUGAACAGGGUAUAUAUAUAUAUCCUUUUAGGUCAUAUUGUCUGUGAUAAAAUUACUUUACAACAAAUAACCUCAUAUAAAAAAUAAUACAAAACCAUUUUUUUUUAAUUAAAUAAUUUACACUAUUAUAAAGAAACCUUGAUUCAUAAACAUUUAAAACUUAUAUUGCUGAAAAGAUGUUAUGCAUGAACUUAAUUAAAUGUUAAAGUAUCCUACAAUACUGAAAGAUUUCUUGUCUUCCUGAAACUAUGUCCAAAAUAUUAACUGCUGCUAAAAUAAUUUGAAAGAUUGUGAUGAAGGAUUGUUUACCACUGGUUUUACUGUGGGUUUAAUGCUGAGAGACAGUUUUCACAUUGGAUCUCACAAUGGUAUUCUUCAAUUAAAAAUAAAAAGGGGUGGUUAUAAACCGCCCUAAAAAAGAAGAAAAUUCUGAAUCUUUGAAAUAAAUAUAUAAUAAUAAUCAAAAUGAUGUUAAUUAGUCUACUGUCUUAUAAGUUUAUGUAUGUAUGUGAUAAGUAUCUAAUCAUGGAAAAUUAAAGUAAGCUAUGCAACUAUAUUAAAACCAAUCAAAAUAAAAAUGCACUCCAUGCAAACUUAUUUCCUAAUACUAGUUAUCAAUAUCUGUUUUUAUAUAGUUAUAAAGUUAAAAACAAAAGCAAUAUUUGUUAUGCAUUAUAUGAGUAAUACAAAAUAAUCCUAGGUUUUAUCAAAUGUUUAUUGUUUUGUUUUUGAUCUCGGUGAUAUCAUUUCAUGUUUUGUUACGAUUUAGUGAUAGGAAUGUUGAUAUUUUACAGUUUGUAUUGUUAUACUGUGUAAAGCAGUUUCCAUGGUUACUAGUUCUAUUAAACAAUGUAAAAUGGUUUCCAUGGUUGCUUGUUCUGUUAGUCAGUUUUAAACAGUUUCCAUGGUUACUAACUGCUAAAUUGUUUAAAGCAGAUACUUUAGUGAUUAUUUGUGUUAAAUUGUUUCAACCAAUUCCCAUAGUAUCAGAUUUAUUACAUAGUAAGGUUGCGUCACCUUCUUUCUAGAAUGAAGGUGAUUGAAGUUAUCCUCUCCAAUGAUUCAGUUUGUUUGUUUGUAAGACCACUAUUCCUGUCAGGGCUUGCAAGUGUGUUAUUUUGGUCUUCUCUAAAAGAGGGUGAAUUGUCAUUAACCUUAAAUUGCCCCAUGCAGUCUUCUGGUGAAAAAUAAAAAAAAGAGUUCUGAUAAAUUCAAGCACACGAAAAAGAAAAUAUUAGCAAUAAUCUGAUACUGUAUGCAGUUUGGUGAAAACAAAAACGUUGGCCUGAGCUUAAUGUUUUUUCAGUAAAUAUGUUAAAUUGUAUAUUUUUAUGUAGAUUUGUAGUUUUGAAAUAACUUAGUUAUAUAUAUUCUUUAGUAAUUGUGUUAAUUUACAUUUAUUGUACUUUGUUUUUGAUAUGUAGAUUGUCCCUGCUGUUUGAUUUUUCACCUAUAAAUUGACAGAAAAGAUUUGAUAUAUUAACAGUAUCUUCAAUUAAUCAUUUUACAUGUGCAAUGAUAAUUUCCGGUGAUUUUUGUAUCUAACAGGGCAUUUUUAUAUUAUACUUCAUAAGAUAAUGAUUAUUUUGAAAAUAAGAUAAGUAAUACGGGUUAUAUUUUUUUGUUAUAUAGUGUCAAUUUUGUAAUGGGAAUAUUUUUUGUUUAAAUAAUUGCUCAAUUUAACAUCAGGUCAUAUAAACAUAAAAAAAAACUAAAUUCAUAGUUGGGUUAUGGUUGAAAAACCUAUAACUGAAAAUUAAAAUUUUAAAGUAUAGGACAUGGAUUAAACUUGUUUGGAUCCUAUAGACAGCAUCUUUUUAUAAAUGUGUAUUAUAGUGUCCUUUAUUAUGUGUGCGGGAUUUUUGGUCAGUGUUUUAGAUUGAGAUUGUGUUUUUCAUUUUUGUUAAAUGAUUUUGUUAAUACUGUUAUAUUUCAAGAUUGAAGUAAUAGUGAAUUGUUGAUUUUAUUGCAUUUAGCUGUAUAAUGUUAAACCUUAGAGGUAAAAAGCCUCAAAAUAAUUGGUAUAAGGUCAUAUACGUACAUCAAAAUUGCUAGCAGAACUGGCCCUUUGGACCUGUGUAAAAUAUUGCCAUUCAAUUUUAAUUAAAGUUGUCACAUUGGAAAUUUUGAGUACUUGAAAAGCACAAUAGUGCUGCUAAAUAGUUUGUGCUAAUUCAAAUUGUAUAAUAGUUUAAAUGUAUUUAUCAAAAAUCAGAAACAUGUUGGUUUUAUCCUGAAUGUACAUAUACUCCUUAAUCAUUUUUUGGAAAUUAACAUCUUUUUAAUUUAAGUAAAUUAUUGUGGUAUUAAAAAUUGAGUUAUGUGGGGGGAUGGUCAUUAAAAUGCCUUAUUGAAUUCAUAUGUUUAACGUAUUUCUUAUGCAUAUAGUUGUUAUAACCUUGACAUAGUUUGUGAUCUUGAACAUUUUAUUUGAAGGGGAAAUAUUUUUGUCAAAAAAGUCGUAGAUUAAAGUAACUUGAAAUAUUUUCACCUUAAGAGACGAAUCUCUCACAGUAAUAAUAAUCAUUCAUAUAAGUAAUAAGUGUUUGUUGAUAUUUCUGAAAAGUGACUUCAGAAGUCACAUGUUUAUUGAGCAGCAUACACUACACAAACCGAUCAUCUGUUUUCUAGGGUUUUAUAUAACAAUAAACCAGAUCUGCAUUAACCAUAUAUAAGUAAAAAAGAUUCUGUUUUAAAUGAGAAUCUGUGAAUUUCAUUAUUUUAAAGGAGAUAGGAAAAAAAAUUAUACAAUUUUAGAAUAUAUGCUUAAUUUGAAAGUUCAAUAAUAUUAAAUAUUUUUGUUGCUUUAAGAUGCCCAAGUACUUAAUGUUGUAUACCAAGGGCACAUAAUUAUAAUUUAGCCCACCCUUUUCUUUACCAAUGCAGGAACAUAUCAGUUAUUUCAUCUUGAAGAAUAGUGUUUCAUAUUUUUUACUAUGACCUCACAAUAUUCAGUGACAAAAUCUUCAAUAUCACAAACUUCAUAUAUUUCUUUUACAUAGGUGUUAAACAUAUAUUUCAUGAUUAUUCAAGAUCAUUAAAAAUCAAGUUCAGAUUACGGGUAAAGAUGUAAAAUCCAUAGGAGUGAUUACAUUUGUUGAUUCCUGCCUUGUUAAUAUGUUAAUGUUUUGUACAAUAAUGAUAUUUUUAUUAUAUAUCGAAUCAAUGAUCCAUCAAGUUCUUAUACAGCUUGAAAUACAUCUUUUAUACAGAAAUUUUGAAAGAAUUUGACAAGAUAAUUUAAAAAGCAAAUGUUCAUUUAAUUUCUUUCCGAAAAAAACAUGUGCUUUGCACUAUUUAAAACUUUCUAUUAAGGAUGUACACCUCUGAAGAGCCAAAAAUUUCUAGAAUUAAACUUUUUUUCUAAACCUGUUUUUUGUGUUCAUAUGACUGUAAAAAAAUAAUUGGUGAAGAAAAAAUCAUACGGUGGUGCACUUCUUUUUUUGCUGCAGCCCUUUGAAAGUACCCAAUUUUCAUGAUUUUCCCAUUUUUCAUCAGUUUUUACCUAUUUUUGGGCUCUUAAUCAUGAAAAAAAUCACAUUUCCACAAUUAAACUUUUUGUCAUACUUUCAAUAAAGAUGAAGGGGACCAAUCUGAAUAAAUUUUAAUUUAAAAAACUAUAGCUAGGUGUUAAUAUAAGAAAGUUUUAUCAUAUUUUGAUGCUUUUUUGUGUCAAAUUUACCAUGUUGUCAAUUUUGUAAAUUUGUGAUUUUUCUCCGUUUUAAGUACAAAUUGCAUAUUUUUUCAACUUCUUUGUUAUAAAUGAUUGAAAACAUACAUAUCUAAGAAAUUUGAAAAGAAAAAAGGGAUGUGGGAUGUACAUGUUUCUGGUAAAAUCAUUUUUUGUAUCCCUCACCUAUUUUCUCGAUAUUUUGGCUAAAAAGACUGACUCGAUUGGUAAUAAAAUUUGAAAAAUGUAUUACUCAAAAACUACUCAUUGGAAAUACCCAAUUUUUUUACAGAGUUGAGUUUGAUUAUUACAUUUUUUAAAUUCAUUCAUAUUUUACACUUGUAUCUCAUGUUUUAGACAUAAUUCCAGAACGAGAUUUCAACGAGACUGAACGAGACUGAAAUGUCAGAAGAAUACAUCCUUAACAAUUUUACAAUAAAAGUUUAUGCAAUUAUUUACUAAUACUGCAAAAAAAAAACUUGAAUCCUAAGGGAGAUAGUUUAAAUUGUUUCCCUUUAUUCACAGUUUAAAUAAAUAAAUGACAAUUAUAUAUAUCUUCCUCAUUGAUAUUUCAAAAUAUAAACUUUAUUAUAUGUUAAUAGAUCAUUUAAUAGUAUGUUUCUUUUUUCCAAGAUUUCUGUAUAAUAGAUGUAAAAGGAUUUAUGAUUCGUUGAUUAUACAAGUUCUACCUCAGGGAUAUGAUGUGUAAAUUUCUACCUCAGUUUGACCAUUUAUGUGCAUGUUUAUAAUAAACAAACUGCAGGUCAAUGUA